GCGCAUGUGCUCCAAUGCUUAGAAAUGAAAUUGUUUUUAAAUGAGUCCCUUUAUUAAAAUUUUUUUUUAUAGAAGUUAAUUCGAUAAUGAACAACUGUUGGGAACUCGAAUGUAAUAAUUAUUUAAGAAGCUUAAUGUAAGAAAUAAAAUAUGUUAACGGUCGGUUUAUCUUGCAUGGAAUUGUAUGAAAACGAAUGACGUAUCUAAUUUAGCUUAUCAUGGGAACGUUGUUAUAUUAAUAAUACUGAUAACAUAGUAAAUGAGAUUAAAUGGACGCUGAACUGCAACUGGUAAUAUAAAAAAAUCUCUCAUUGCUGCAUGAGAGGUAUUCAAGAUGACACGUUCAAUGAUUGCGGUGUUCUUUCUCUUUUGCUUGACAAUAUUAUGUACAAGAUCAACAAAACAUGACCAAGAUUUUCCACUAGUAGUGAUAACAUGGGAUUACUUCAAUGCUACGGAAAAAGCUUGGAAGGUGAUUAAUGAUGAAAGUAGAAGUGCUUUAGAUGCCAUAGAAGAAGGUUGUUCUUUAUGUGAAGAACUUCAGUGCCGUAAAACUGUUGGCUAUGGUGGAAGUCCCGAUGAGUUAGGGGAUACAACUUUAGAUGCUUUAAUCAUGGAUGGAACAACUAUGGAUGUGGGCGGCGUUGGAGGUUUACAAAAUAUCAAGCAAGCAAUAUCUGUAGCACGAAAAGUCUUGGAUAACACUAUGCAUUCCCUGUUAGCGGGUGAACUUGCAACCAAAUUUGCUGUAGGUUUGGGAUUUAAGGUGGAAUCAUUACAAACCAAUGAAUCAAAGGCAAUGUGGCAAGAUUGGAAAGAAAAUAAGUGUCAACCAAACUACUGGAAGGAUGUGAGUCCCAACCCUCAGAAGAAUUGCGGACCCUAUGGGCCCCUGAAAAGUGAUUUCUGGAAUACACAGGACAUUGCCACCUGUAAUGUUGGUCCUGACAAUCAUGAUACAAUUGGCAUAAUCGCUAUCGAUUCACAAAAGAAUAUUGCUGCUGGAACUUCAACGAACGGCAAAAAAUUUAAGAUUCCAGGUCGCGUCGGGGAUUCUCCAAUUGCAGGUGCUGGUGCUUACGCAGAUUCGACAGUUGGAGCUGCCGCCGGAACUGGUGAUGGAGACAUUAUGAUGCGUUUCUUACCAAGUUUUCUUGCUGUUGAAGAAAUGCGUAGAGGAGCUAGUCCUCAAAAAGCUGCUGAGACUGCAGUUAACAGAAUUGCAGAGCAUUAUCCAACAUUCUUUGGUGGUGUAAUUGCAUUGAACAAGAAUGGCCAAUAUGGUGCAGCAUGCAAUGGAAUGGACCGUUUUCCGUUUUAUGCUAUAAAUCCACGUUUAAAUACUCCAACAUUGACUUAUGUGCCGUGCACUAAAGGGCAAACUACCAAAAAAUCUAUGACUCCUUUGGUUACUAUGCUUCCCUAAAAUUAAUUACCAUUUAUACAAAAAAUACAGUGUCUCGUAGUCAUUUAAAUACUUGUUACAGAUUGUUGUAUACACAAAGUUAACACGAGCUGCACUUUAAAGUUUUAUAAAUAAAAUGAUAUUUUGUUCAAUCUCCUAA
Messenger RNA from Orussus abietinus, 1565 nucleotides. Its product is annotated as N(4)-(Beta-N-acetylglucosaminyl)-L-asparaginase. Gene Ontology annotation, cellular component: lysosome. The transcript has 5 exons. Gene Ontology annotation, molecular function: N4-(beta-N-acetylglucosaminyl)-L-asparaginase activity. Lineage: Eukaryota; Metazoa; Arthropoda; Insecta; Hymenoptera; Orussidae. The record is from RefSeq and is a predicted model, not a curated record. Gene Ontology annotation, biological process: protein deglycosylation. Bases 335 to 1426 code for a protein of 363 amino acids.